Messenger RNA from Lingula anatina, 1412 nucleotides. RefSeq names its product p21-activated protein kinase-interacting protein 1-like. The record is from RefSeq and is a predicted model, not a curated record. Gene Ontology annotation, molecular function: protein binding. NCBI's taxonomy places the organism in Eukaryota, Metazoa, Brachiopoda, Lingulata, Lingulida, Lingulidae.
AUUAAGGAUGGGCAGUUGUGAUGUAUGUUACGUAACCUGUACUUUGCAGCAAUUCUACCUGUACUGACUUGAUUACCACGAGGCUGAUCAUCAGGUGGUCCACAUCCGCGUGCUGCACGUGGCGCCGUUUACGCAUGCAGUGAUGACAUUAAGGUAAAAGGACAUCACGGGCAGACGAAGAUGUGAAACUUCCAACAAACGACAGCCAACAAAAAAACGCCACUGCUGGUAGAUUACAGAGAUUAACAUACCUGGUUGUUUGGAACCCCACAAAAUCAAUGACGUAGAGCACACGCACAUGUUAAAGGGAAAGCAUGGAUGUUGUUGUGGGAAGUUACGAAGAACUAUCUCUCGGCUACCAGCUAACACAUACAGACGGAAAAUGGGAAUUUCAACAGAUGUUCACAGACCAUUCACACUGCGGUGGUGUGAGGGAUGUUGCAAUUUCAAAGAAGAAAAUUUUGGCAACCGGGAGUUCAGAUGAAACCAUUAAGUUGUUUGAUUUGGACAAGAAAGUGGAGCUGGGUUCACUGAUGGAGCAUGAAGGUACUAUUACAUCAUUAUCAUUUUAUGAAGACAGUCAUUUAUUUAGUGGCAGUGAAGAUGGUAAAAUAUGCAUAUGGAAGACCAGUGGUUGGGAUUGCAUAAAGACACUCAAGGGUCACAAAGGUCCCGUGCUUAGUGUAUCGGUUCAUCCCAGUGGCAAGCUGGCACUGUCUGUAGGGAAGGACAAGACAUUGAGGACAUGGAAUUUGAUCACGGGAAGAGCAGCUUUUAUCACAAAUAUUAAAGAGGUUGCAGAAUCUGUUCACUGGUCACCAGAUGGGGGUUUAUAUGCUGUAGUAUUUCCUAACAGAGUGGACAUCUACAAUGUGGAGAAGGCAGCAAUAACUGACAGCAUCUGCUGUGAGUUUAGAGUGCAAGUGGUAACAUUUAUGCAGACCAACUGGUUGAUAGUUGGAGGAGAUCAAGGAGUUUUUCAGAUUUGUGACUUGGACAAGAAGUCCAAAGUGUGUACUAUGAACACGGGUACAAACAGGAUAAAAGGUAUUGGUUGCUGCCAGAUGGCAGGUGAUACAUGCAUAGUAACUGCCUCAAGUGAUGGUUUUAUCAAAGCCUGGAAGCUCAGUAAAGAUGUGCCCCCAGCAUGUGAGUUACUGACAGAGGUCAAUACCAAGUUCAGGCUGACAUGUCUGACUGUGGCCACAAAAGAACAGGAAAGUGUCAGUAACACACAGAAAAAGGAACAAGAAAAUGUCACUAGUAAUGGGGCUACAGGUAAAAAAAAGAAAAAGGAAGAGAGGAAAGUUGGGAUCAUCGCAGGAGCCAGAGAAAAGAAGAGAUCAAAAUAUUCAGAAAACAAGCAUUGAAGAGGAAAAAGCACCAAAGAAAAAGAAGAAAAGGAAACAAGC